AUGAUACAGGUCGGCAGUAAAUGCGACGAGCUCCGACAAGAAGUCACGACACAAGUCGAGGAAUGCAAGGAUCAAGUAGAGGAGAGACACACGGAAGUAGGAAGACGAAUAGAUUCCUUGUCGACAGAAUUGGAAAGGCAGAACAGGGAUAACGGCGUCCAAUUCGGCGAAAUCCGUGAGCAAGUUCAAGACGUUCGUGAAGCGACGAGGCAAGAAUUAGAAGCAGAGAUCGCACGAAAAAUGAAGGCCGCGGAAGAUAAGAUCGAGAAGUUAAGAGAGGCAGCUAAGGCGAAAGUUUUUAAUAAAAUUAAUGUGACAUAUAGUGCAAUAGAAUUAGACAAAAGAGAUGAUGCAGAUGCAAUCCAGGAUAUCCUUGGAGAAAUAACUGGUGCUCGAACAGUUCCACGAGUUUUUGUUAAAGGGCAGUGCAUAGGUGGAGGAACAGAUGUAAAAAAGAUGUAUGAAGCUGGAAAAUUAGAAGUGUUGCUGCAGUAGGAAAAAUGGUAUAAAAUCAAUAGUGCAAUUCACAACCAUGACAGCCAACAGUUGUGCAUUUCCUAAUUGUUGUACUUACUAAAAUUUUAUUUAUUUCAAAUGUUACAUUAAUGAAUGAUAUUGUACAAUAAAUUCUUGCUAAUGGUCAUCAGUUUUCUUUUCUGCAUUGGUCCUUUCACAUUUUGUUACAAAGUGAAAAGUUAAUUGUAGUAGUUAUAACGAAAAUUAGGCUGAAGUCUAGUAUACAGUACAGAAUAAAGGGUGUCGUUUAAAUUGACACUUUGCCCCACUCCGGUGGCAAUUGCGCAGUUUAAAUUCUGGAGGAUUUCUUGAAAAGUACUUACUUAUAAAAGUGAAUUGGGAAUGAUGCGGGGGAUAGAUUCAAGGAUGUUUAUAGUGAAUGUGAGGGCUGAAGGCCAAGCCUCAC
Molecule: messenger RNA, 922 nt
Organism: Gryllus bimaculatus (two-spotted cricket)
Lineage: Eukaryota; Metazoa; Arthropoda; Insecta; Orthoptera; Gryllidae
Source: the annotation of a GenBank genome assembly